Molecule: messenger RNA, 7106 nt
Organism: Vespula pensylvanica (western yellowjacket)
Lineage: Eukaryota; Metazoa; Arthropoda; Insecta; Hymenoptera; Vespidae
Gene: Hmt4-20
Product: histone-lysine N-methyltransferase Suv4-20-like
Exons: 9
Coding region: 444-3929 (1161 amino acids)
Cellular component (GO): nucleus
Molecular function (GO): histone H4K20 methyltransferase activity; protein binding
Source: RefSeq, a predicted model, not a curated record
AGAAGGAGAAAAUAAGAAAAAGAAAAAGACUGAAGGAAUCGGAAUUACGAUGGUCCAUUGAGCAAAGUCCCUAAACGAUGAUCGUACUCUGCCUAUUCCAGAGUGCACAUAUGUGUAUGCAUGACGUACGCGACAGUCGUAUACUUCAAAAAGAUGGAUUUUCUCUCGUAUCAGCUCGAUUAAAAGAUCUCACCGAAGGUUUACCUUCGUAAAGAGAAAGAACGAGUUCGCGUAGACUCGAACUCAGCGACGAGAGGAAACGUUAGGCGAAUUGCAGAUUCGAUCGUUACUCAAAAAAGUGUGAAAGUGUGCGUCGCGAUCGGAUCUGCCAUGAUAGAUCCGAACGCGUCUUCGCGGCGCCCGAAAAUAGUCGAGAAUCAUUGGGAAAAUGCGUGAAUACUGUUAUAAGGAGCGUUCCUUCGUGUAAAAGUCCGGAUUGCAGAAUGGUGGUAGAUUGCUUGUCAAUCCAAGGCUCAGCAGCUGCAGCAAGGAAGCAGGAGCGAAGGCUAGGUGGAUCUGUUGGUGCAAAAAUGCAAUCAAAUGCCCUUAAUAGCGGGGGUGGAGGUGGAGGUGGAAUGACACCAAAAGAACUUUCAGAUAACGAUGACCUAGCUACUUCCCUCGUGCUAGAUCCAUAUUUAGGAUUUACCACUCACAAAAUGAAUAUAAGAUACAGGCCACCUAAAGCAAAUAAGGAAGACUUGCGCAAAAUUAUUUGUGAAUUUAUCCAAACUCAAAAUUACGAAAAGGCAUAUAAAAAACUUAUGGGUGGGGAUUGGGGGGCAAGACUUCCACACACUAAAUCUAAACAGCAACAGAUCAAUUUGGAAAAACAUAUUUAUCGGUAUUUGAGAGUUUUCGAUAAGGAUUCUGGAUUUGCCAUCGAACCGUGUUAUAGAUAUAGUUUAGAAGAGCAAAAAGGAGCAAAAAUAUGUGCUACUCGUAAAUGGUUAAAGCAUGAAAAAAUAUCUUGUCUUGUUGGUUGUAUCGCAGAACUUAGUGAAAAGGAAGAAGCUGCUCUGCUCCACCCGGGAAAAAAUGAUUUUUCAGUGAUGUACAGUUGCAGAAAAAAUUGCGCACAAUUGUGGUUAGGUCCUGCUGCAUAUAUAAAUCAUGAUUGCAGAGCCAAUUGCAAAUUUGUAGCCACUGGUCGAGAUACUGCGUGCGUCAAGGUAUUACGAGAUAUCGAAAUAGGUGAGGAAAUAACUUGUUUCUACGCGGAAGAUUUCUUUGGAGAUGGAAAUUGUUAUUGCGAAUGUGAAACGUGCGAAAGAAGAGGAACUGGAGCAUUUGCCAGCCAGAAACCUGGAGAAGAACUUUCUUCUGGAUACCGCUUGAGAGAAACAGAUAACCGCAUCAAUAGAACAAAACAUCGACAGCAACCAUUGGGUAGAAACAAACAACAAGCUGAUGGUGCUUUAACUGAAAAAAAUGCAGUCCUUGUUGACAAUGCAGCUAUUGCACCGCAAUCUCUUAGUAUGAAGGAAUUGCGACGCAAAGGACUUACAAAGUAUGACGCGGAACUUUUGAUUGCGCAAGGCUGUAGAUUUUCAGAUAUUGCUCAACAGCAGUCGUCAAUAAAUAAUGGAGAAAAUGUCUUGCAAACUUCUCGACCUCAUCCUUAUACCAGUACUAAUUCUGUGACAAGAAAUCUUAGGAACAAAGUUCAACACAACAAAUGCGAAAAUAACAGCAAUGAAAGAAAUGUAAAAACUGGUCAAAGUCUUAGAGCUUCCAGGCUUCAAAAGAGAACAGAGUCUAAGAGAUCAAAGAAUAAUGAAAAAACUGAGUCCACUUGUUUGGAUGUACCUAUAGAAAAAACUUCUACAGAAUCAAGUGAUCAUAAAGAAGAACUGGAUAGAACAAUAGUAGAUAAAGAAACCGUAUAUUCGAGAGUGCCGAAACAUCAUGUUCAUAAUACAUCAUCUUCGUCUCCGAAUUUUGAGACUGAUCUUCGAAAUUCAAUUCGCAAUGCGUCAAAGCAAUUAACUUCCUCUGCCUUUCAGAAAGAAUGUUCUGUUAGAUUAAUUGUUGGAAAUACGAGACAUACGAAUGACGAUAACGUAGAAGAGAAAGAAAUACCUAAGCUUGCGGUAGAAGUUGAUCCAAAUAUUAUAAAUAAUAUUGACACUUUCAGUUAUAAAAAAAGACAUUAUAGUACAAAUUCCUGUGAUUCAGUUCAAGUAAGUUCCACAUCCCUGCCUCAUGUUGAUCAUAUAAGUGCCACAAAUAAUCAUGAACCAGCUUUACAAAAUACAAAUACAUCUAACACUUUUUGCUGCACUUUAGCGAAUACGCAAAAUGUUAAUGAAAAAGGCAACCUCUGUGAAACAUCUGAAAAAAUAUCUAAUAAUUGUAUUAAUAAGUUAACAAAAUGUUCCAAAUCAGUGUUAGUAGAUGAUGUGAAAGAUGAUAGUAAUGUUGUAUAUAAUGAAUUUCCUCAGGAGCUCAAUUGUUAUAAUUCAGCGAUAUAUAGAAAAAUUCCUCGGAAUACUGAUUUUCGAGAAUCCAAUAGAACACCUUCUAUUCCGUGUGAAAUCAGAUCUGAUGAUGAGUGUCACAAAAUGGAUACUGCAAGUAUAAUAAUAGUGGAUAAAUGUGAUAGAGUGAAAGAAAAGGUGGAAAAUCUUGUGAGUGAUCCAGCGAAUACUUCUGUUACUGUUGGAUUUUGUGAACUUGAUACUGUUAAAGAUACUACCAAUAUAAAGAGUGAUUGUGAAAGUGUUCAAAUGUCUUGUAAUGCAAUUUUGGAUCAUACAAAUGAGGUUGAUCCAAAAGGCAAUAUGUAUUUUAAAAAUAUUAAAAACAAAGUGGAUAUUAAACCUGAAGACUGUGAAAUACCUGAAGUCAGUACAACAGACAGUGAAUCUAAACUUCUAAUGGCAAAAGAAAUUAGCACAAACUUAAGUAGAAUUGAAGAAAAUGACUGCAAUGCGAGUGUUAAUGAUACAAAUUCUGAGGAUAGUUGUAGUUUUACAAUGAAAAGAUCCACGCAUCAACAGAAGGAGAUAACAGACAUGCCGCUAAAAUCACGGAAGAGUCAGAAAAGUACAAAACGUUCUCCAAAAUCUCGAUUCAAUGAUAUUGUAACUGUUUCACAAUGUCGUACGGAAGAUAGUGCAAAUACAGUGGUAGCAAAGAAUUGUGCUAAAACGGAAAAGGAAAAAAGUAGACUGACAAGGAGUCAAAGGAGGGAUCAGCAAAGACCACAGACUUCUGAAAUUGGAGUAGCGGAUGAUGAUUCAGGCAUACAGGGUGAUAUAUAUGAAUUUAGUGAAAAGGAAAGUAACUUGGAGGAUAUUGGUAUACCAUCAAUAAUACGACGCGGUAAAUGUGAAAAUCGUCAUAUAUCUGGAGUUUCGUCGCAUUUACAAGAAGUACAGUGUAAUAACGAAUAUAAUAAAACUGAUCCUCCGAUAUUGAUGCCUGAAGAGCCAUGGCCCCCAUCUAGUAGUCUGAGUCAUACGACAGAAACAGAUAUCAGUAGCCAAUCAAGAGAAAACUCUGUUGAUGUUGGUGAGAGUUUGAAAAGAUUGACUGUUUGCAACAAUGGUAGUAUAGAAAAAAGAUCAACGUUAUCUGAGUGUCAAUGGCAGACUGAUAGUAGUAAUUGUCGAGUUUGUCCUACAACUCCUGAAAGAACUGGUGGUAGAUUAAAACUUACAUUACGUAUGAAACGUUCUCCAGUUUUAGAUGAUAUUGUAGAAUCAGGUACUAGUCUAAGUGAAGACAGUUAUGAGCCUGAAUACGAAGUAUUACGCGUUGAAGGAGUGGAAAGAAGUAAACGUCGGAAGAAACAUAAAACUCGGGAUCGAGAAAGACGGCACAAGAAACGCGAGUUAAAUCUUGAUCCGCCUCCGCCACCUAUGAAAAGAUUAAGAUUAAUUUUUGGAAAUGAAACACACACUAUUGAUCUGCCACAUUCUUAACAGCUAUAAAAUUCAUUGUGUAUACACUAUCAUUGAUUAUACAGACUAUUAUUAUGAUUAUAAUUACGCACGAAAGUUUAAGCCUCCUUGUCCUUUAAGACUUAAUGACUAUUGUUUACGAUUUAUUAUUAACAAAGGAGAAAAUGAUCUAUUAGUAUUGUCACAAUUAUACCCAUAUUUCCAAUUUUCCUUAACUCCCUAAUUUAUUCCUUGUUCUUUUAAAUUAAAAUGUACUUAUUCCUAUAACAACGAAUAGCUAAAGGCCUAGUAAUGUUCUCCAGAUAUGGUUAUAAAUUGAACAAGAUAUGAUGUUGUUUUUAUAUAAACAAAAGAAAUAUCUAUAAAUUCCAUAUGUGAAAAAAAAAUUGGCAAAUUAUAUCAGAUCGUAAGAUUAGUCCAUAAUACAUAGAUAUUGGUGCAAAAUAGUUUCAUAUAAGUACAUAAAGAUAUUACACAAAUAAAAUGACUUGCUAAUAAAAGUGAUCGUAAUCUAGAUAAAGCAAUUUUUUUUUUUUUUUUUUUACUUCUAUUAUGUCGAUUAGUAAACGAAAUAUUAAUAGACAUAUAUCUGAAAAACUUUACUCUCUUCCAACUUUGAUGUUUUGUGAUAAAACAUUAAAAAAAUAUACAUUUUAGUGGCAAUUUGAAACAUAAAUUAAUAAAAUUAAUGAAUCAAAUCGAAAAAUUUUUCUCAUGCAGAAUUUAUAUAAUAUUAAUUCUUUUUUAAUGGUGAAAAACUGAUUAAGUAGGACAAGGUAUACUACACACUGUGUCUUUGUGUGUUACUGCAGGCAACACUGAUAAAAAAGGAGGAUCCAUACACUUAUACUAUGUAUAAUAAUUAAUACUAAAUAAUUGAAUUGGCUAAAUAAUAGCUAGUAUGUAAUAAUUAUUAUUCCCAAAUGCGUGAUCGAAUGUCAUGAUAACAUUGUAAAUAAUACUUAUAUUAUAUAUAAAUAUGUGUGUACGUUGGUGCCUAUUGAAAACUAUGUACACACAUAUUUGUGUGUAAAAAGAAUUCAUACUUGUAUUCUGUAUCUGGAUGUACUACAAUGCCUUGAUACAAAUUAAUGUCAAAGAAAAGCAUUGCACAUACCAGGGUAUACUGAAUGCUAUCAUUAAAAUUAUUAUGAAGAAGUAUUACAAGAAAAUUUAGUUAGUGACGCAGGCUAUGAAAUGCUUACUUGAAUAUCCAGAUUCUUUUGAUGAUUACAAGCAGUCGUUAUAAUAUACCUUUCGAAUAUUACAUUUUCUGUUAUAUUUAUCGGUAUAACGUGACGUGAUCACUUGAAUUUAUAUGUUAUAAUCGAAAUUGCUAACAUAGCACUAAUAGUAAAAGGCUGUUAUGUUUAUUGACAAAUUACAGCCUAUUUAAAACAUUUUAAAAUUCAUUAAAUAGCAAAAAAAUUAUGCACAUACUUUUGGUGUGAGCAUAUGCUAUUGUACAUAAAAUUGUAAUGUUUUAUUGAGAUAUUUACCAGAUAAAGGUUCUUAUUUCAAUUAUAUUUUACGUGGUAUAAUGAAUAAGUUUAUUAUCUAAAUGGGCCGUUACUUGUAAUAUAAGUACUAUUUGGAUCUGUAUUAUAUAUGUUAUUUAAUAAUUAGGUGUAUAUUUGCUUAUUAUUUAGGAACUAACGCUUAUGGCAAAUUAUAAGGGGAAUUACAAGUGACAGAUUCUAUAUCACUGCAAUUGCAAUAAAAAUAUCUUCAUAAUAAUAAAUAACAAAGUAAGCAGCGAUGACACCAACAGAAAAAAUAUUGAAAAUUCCAACAAAAAUAUUUAUGAGUUAUAAUUGCAUAAAACUUGUUUCAGUUCGCAUGUAAUAUGAUUUAGACAGUGCUUUUUUUUACUAUAAAUACUUAUGAAUUAACAUAGUGACAUAUAUAUAAAUAAAUACAAAAUAAUAUGACAGAAGUUAAACUCUAAUAGUUAAUAUGUAAAAAAUUAUAUCUAUUUUUGUGCCUCUUUUCUGCAUGGCUAUGGUACAAAAUGCAAUGAAAACAAGCAAUCAUUAAUAUAUUUUUAUGUGUUUCGUAUCAAUAAUUUUUGUGAUAAAAGCAAUGUAAAUAUUAUCAAAUAAUACUAAAUAUUUUUCUUAGUUUUCUCUUUCUUUGGAGAAUAUUUAAGUCAACAAAAUAUGAGUAUUGCCUCCUCGAUAUAUUAUUCCAAUGUCUCAUGAAAACAGGUAAUGGGUACAAUAGGACAACUUAACAAUACAUAAUUAAAAGUAAUUUUAUAACAAAUUAUUUACCAACAAGUUCAAUAUUUUAUUUACAUGCAAGAAUCAAUGAUUUACAUGUAACUCUUAUAUUCUAUAGAUAGGCACUUAUUAAAUUAUAUAAAGUAGUGAAUGAAAUUAACAAAGAAGCAUGUAAAAUUGAAAAAGUAAACAAAAUGGAUUUUAUCAGAUUAAAGUUUUUACUUGUUAAGAUCCUUUUCUUUUUUUCUAAAAUUGAAAAGUACAUAAACAAUGUUUACUUUAUAUUUAUUUCAAUACUCUGUGAAUUUUAUAGAAUUUUAUUAAAAUUUUUUAUAUAAUAACGUUAAUCGUUAUAUGCAUUGAUUAUCUCAAAUAUAAUCUAAACGUAACGGCCCAUUUUGUCUAAGCUUCGAUGAUGAAAGAAAAAGACUCAUAUGACAAUAGAAGAUUAUAAAAUUGUGGUUCUUCAUGUAGUUUGAAUAACGUAUUUUCGAUGGAUUUGCACGAUGAAGAAAAUACUACGUCCAUAUUUUGAAUGCGUUAAAAUAUGUAUUAUCGAACAAGAAAAUUGAGAAGAAAUGAUACGUGCGAGUAAAUUUUCAAAAUUAAACCUAUCUCAUAACUAUUAAACCCAUAAAUAUGUAGCUUUCAUUGUCGGCAGAAUUUACAUCACUGCCACUAAAAAAAUUCUUUUUUAGCACAUACGAGACUGCGGAGUGCAAUGUCGUUAUAAUUAUUAUAAUAAUUAUAGACGAGUUUUACGUAUGACAUUAGGGGAAAAAAAUAUUCUUGAAUAUUCAUCGGAGUAAUUCAACAUAUUUUCAUCUUCAUCUGUACAUUAUAAUUGUAUUGUUGUCUUUGUUGAGCAAUUCGACAAAUGAUUUAUGAAAAAAAAUAUAUAUAUAAAAUGUAUAUUAUCACAUUAUUAUUUUCUAUGAUUUAAGAUAUAGUAAUAAAUCAAUCACAUAACGCAAUA